AUGAACCCGCCUCCUUCUCUUUCAGUUCAUAAAAAAGAUAUCCAAUUCCUCGCGCAGGAAACUACAACUUUGAUUGUAAAAAAUUUACCAAAUUUACCAGAAUCUGAUUUGCUCGAAUUCCUGAAACACUUUGGGCCACAAGAUAUUCGUCUUGGAAGAACUCAACAUUUGAAAAACUCGGCUUUUUUGGAUUUUCCAGAUCGGGCACUAGCUUCGACUGCAUAUUCUAGAUUUCAAGAAUUAGAGGAUAUUGGAGGCAAAAAGAUUCGUGUAGAAUAUGCAUCACCUAGCAAGGAGGCCUUAAAAAAGAAAGCUAGCGGCGAUGCAGCAAAUAGUUCUAGUGAUAUUAGGCAAAACGAUGUAGCGGUACCUCAAUUACCACCGCCGCCACCUGUUCCACCAAUACCUGGAUCUCAUGCAGAACCUAUUGCUCCUUCACUUGGAUUUAAUUAUCCACCUGCCCCAACACUUCAUUAUCGUUAUCCACCACCAACAGUUGAAAUCCUUUAUAACAUUAUGAACGCAAUAGCUGCAGUACCAAAAUUGUAUACACAAGUAUUACAUUUAAUGAAUAAAAUGAAUUUACCACCACCAUUUAAACCAGUGGUUCCCGAAUCUGUACCGCCUCUACUCCAACAACAUUUGUCUGAUUUGCAAAAUGCUGAUGAUAGUAGUAAGAAACGUAAAAAGAGAGACGAAUUAUUGUCAGAUGAUGAGUCAGAAAUUGAUAGCGAGGAUGAAGAACAGAAAGACAUGAGACUAAAAAAGAAGACUAAGUCGACAGCCAAUGUAUUUAAUACAAUUCAAUUAGUACCAUCGAUUACCACUACCGAUAAUCCAUAUGCAAAUCCGUUAUCCACUGGGACACCAAUUAUCCCUAUAACUUCUGCCACAACUUCAUCGCGACAUCUUACAUAUUCUUAUGGUGAUAAGUCUUCACAAGUACUACCACCAUUAAACAGAUCCUCUGCCUCAACUACGUCCACAAGUUAUGGAAUGGAUUUAGAUUCAACAUCACCGGCUGCGGAUUCGACAUUUAACUUAGAAACUAGUCAACUGCAAGCACAUAACUGUAUCUCAAUUGAAGAUAUUAAUGCCAACAAAAUGCCAAUUGAAGAAUUACAAAAGAUACCAGCCAUGAAAAAUUAUUCGUCCGGAAAUCCCACAAAUACUCUCUAUAUAAAAAAUUUAUCUCAGAGAAAAAUUGAUGAUAAAGAUUUGGAAUAUCUUUUUGGUAGAUAUUUUCAAUCACGAUCAGAAAUGGAAAGUCAACUGGAGAUUCAAUUGUUGAAAGGACGAAUGAGAGGGCAGGCAUUCAUAAAGCUCCCUAGUCUAGAAAUAGCAACACAAGCUCUAAAUGAAUUGCACGGUUACAUACUACAUAAUAAACCCAUGAUCAUACAAUUUAGUAAAGGGUCUACGGAAGCAAAUAAAUGA
Dentiscutata erythropus is the source of this 1437-nucleotide messenger RNA. Lineage: Eukaryota; Fungi; Glomeromycota; Glomeromycetes; Diversisporales; Gigasporaceae. The record is from the annotation of a GenBank genome assembly.